Phragmites australis (common reed) is the source of this 1221-nucleotide messenger RNA. Its product is annotated as auxin-responsive protein IAA31-like. Lineage: Eukaryota; Viridiplantae; Streptophyta; Magnoliopsida; Poales; Poaceae. Gene Ontology annotation, biological process: regulation of DNA-templated transcription. Bases 225 to 857 code for a protein of 210 amino acids. The record is from RefSeq and is a predicted model, not a curated record. The transcript is spliced from 3 exons. Gene Ontology annotation, cellular component: nucleus. Gene Ontology annotation, molecular function: protein binding.
GUGGCCUCACACGGCCGGCCACACCCCCCUCCUUAGCCUACCCCUGUCCCUAGCUCUAUAAAACAUCUCCACACUCACACGAGUAACAAGCUCACAGCUCACUGCUCAGCUUCACCGAGCUAGCCAGAUCAAAGAACAGCAAAGCUUCUCUUCGUCUGCCGUUGCAAGUUGCGACCACCACCGUCGCCGGAGAAGAGAGUUCUAACUAAGGGCAAGGAGAAAUAAUGGAGGUCGCCGCAGCGAGCUAUGUGGCCGACGUUGAUAACUUUAAGGCGACCGAGCUGAGGCUCGGCCUGCCGGGCACCGAGGAGGAGCCCCAGAAGACGGCGGUGGUGCCGACGCCGCCGUCGACGCCCAGGGGUAAGAAGCGCGACGUGAGCGGCCCGGAGGAUGCAGCCAAGAAGCGCGACGGCGAGGCCGCGCCGCUGGCCGCCAAGGUUCAGAUGGUGGGUUGGCCACCGGUGAGGUCGUACAGGAAGAGCUGCUUCCAGCAGGCGAGCAGCACCAAGAGCAAGCCGGCAGCGCCGGAGGAGACGACCACGGCCGCCGCCGGCAAUGGGCUGUUUGUCAAGGUGAGCAUGGACGGAGCCCCCUACCUGAGGAAGAUCGACCUCAAGAUGUACAAGGGCUACCGCGAGCUCAGGGAGGCCCUGGAGGCCAUGUUCCUCUGCUUCUCCGGCGGCGCGGACGCGCCGGACGUCAACCCGUCGGACUUCGCCGUCACCUACGAGGACAAGGACGGCGACCUGAUGCUUGUCGGAGAUGUGCCCUUCGACAUGUUCAUCAGCACCUGCAAGAGGUUGAGGAUCAUGAAGGGAUCUGAAGCAAGAGGACUCGGAUCAGUGAAGAAUAACUGAUCGAGGAAGAUGCAUGCCUUGUGCAUGAACACAUUCUUUUGUUCUUUUGGGUUCUCCAAGGCAUGGACACAUGUUAUCAUCUCUCCCUGUCUCACUCUUCAAGAAGAGGAACUUUGUGCAUCGAAGUGCAUGCAUGCGUGGAUGUGUGUGUGUGUGGCUUUGUUAUUUUUUCUCUCUCGUUUAACUAGGUGUUAGAAACACAGAAGGAGUGGAGAUUCGAGUUGACUCUCCCUGUGUGUUUGUACAAAGCAAAAGAUCACUUUUAAGUUAUAUCAGUGGUUGAUUAAAUACUUCUGUAACUGCAGGGAAGAAUGGGGGCUGUUCUUCCCUUUGAGUUUAUCCAUAUUUCAUUUUGGCUGUGAAA